AUGGCAGCUCCGCAAAACAUCAACACUUCGUCAUCAAUCCCCAAGCCGGAUUUCACUCACAGGCUGAGCGUCUCGACGUCACCUACAAACACUUUCCAGUCCCCGCCAAACAGCUUUGGCGGGGCACUCGCUCAACGCGCAGCACCAAAGCAGCUGAAGCCUUUCAACACCCAAGACAUUAAGAUUCUGCUGCUUGAGAAUGUCAACCAGAGCGGAAGGGAUAUUCUGACUGGCCAAGGCUACCAGGUCGAGGCUCUCAAGACCUCUCUGCCAGAGGACCAACUCAUUGAAAAGAUUCGUGACGUCCACGUCAUUGGUAUUCGCUCCAAGACGAAGCUGAAUGAGAGAGUUUUGCGCGAGGCCAAGAACUUGUUGGUCAUUGGUUGCUUCUGUAUCGGUACAAACCAGGUUGACCUCGAAUAUGCCGCCAAGCAUGGUAUUGCCGUCUUCAACUCUCCCUUUGCCAACUCUCGCAGUGUGGCCGAGUUGGUGAUUGGUGAGAUCAUUGUGCUUGCUCGUCAGCUGGGCGACCGCUCAAAUGAGAUGCACCGUGGUACCUGGAACAAGGUCAGCAACAAGUGCUGGGAGAUCCGUGGCAAGACCCUGGGUAUUGUUGGUUAUGGUCACAUUGGUUCGCAAUUGUCCGUGCUGGCAGAGGCCAUGGGUAUGGACGUCAUUUACUACGAUGUUGUCAGCUUGAUGGGUCUUGGAACCUCCAGACAGGUCCCUACCCUCAACGACCUUCUCAACCAGGCCGACUUUGUCACCCUUCACGUCCCCGAGUUGCCCGAGACCAAGAACAUGAUCUCCGCACCUCAACUGGAGCAGAUGAAGGAGGGCUCAUACCUCAUCAACGCCAGCCGUGGAACUGUUGUUGAUAUUCCCGCUCUCAUCAACUCGAUGCGUAGCGGCAAGAUCGCCGGUGCUGCCCUCGACGUGUACCCCAACGAGCCUGCUGCCAACGGUGACUACUUUACCAACGAUCUCAACACUUGGGGCGAGGAUCUGCGCAGCGUAAACAACAUCAUCCUCACACCUCACAUUGGCGGUAGCACAGAAGAAGCCCAGAGGGCAAUUGGUGUCGAGGUCGGUGAUGCACUUGUUCGCUACAUUAACCAGGGUAUUACUCUGGGUGCUGUCAACAUGCCCGAGUGCAACCUGCGUUCCUUGACCCUCGAGGAGGUUGGCCACGCCAGAGUCAUUUACGUGCACCAGAACGUUCCUGGUGUCCUGCGCAAGGUCAACGAGAUCCUCGGUGGCCACAAUGUCAGCAAGCAGAUUAGUGACAGCAAGGGCGACGUCGCCUACAUGAUGGCUGAUGUCAGUGACGUUGGAUUGGCUGAUAUCAAGGACAUUUCCGAGUCUCUCGAGGCUCUCAGCUCAAAGAUCUUGGUCCGCGUCCUAUACUAA
Pestalotiopsis fici W106-1 is the source of this 1410-nucleotide messenger RNA. RefSeq names its product D-3-phosphoglycerate dehydrogenase 1. The transcript is spliced from 4 exons. The record is from RefSeq and is a predicted model, not a curated record. Gene Ontology annotation, molecular function: NAD binding; oxidoreductase activity, acting on the CH-OH group of donors, NAD or NADP as acceptor. Lineage: Eukaryota; Fungi; Ascomycota; Sordariomycetes; Amphisphaeriales; Sporocadaceae. Bases 1 to 1410 code for a protein of 469 amino acids.